GCUGCGUGCAACAACACUCUUCAAUUACUUUAUAGUUGUGGUAUACAUACAAACAACUACACUUAACGCUUUCCUCAGUGUAAUUAUUAGCCAACACAAAAUGGCGAGCAGCACUGCAGGGAGCGAGUUCUUGCGCCCCCCAAGCGAUGAAGAUUUCGAUACAGUCUGCCGCGAGCCCUCACAUUAUAACCCCCUCGACACAUUUCGACUACCCAGCGGCCAGGAUCGGCAUUACCAGCAGCAAUAUGGCGACAUGUACUUCUUGCGACUGGCAAAACUAAAGCCCGCCGUUGAAGAGAUUGCAGUGGAUACAUGGGAAGGAUUCAGUAUCGCUGGAGAGAAUGCGCGUCGCGUGGAGAGAGUCCUUGAUGUGAGACAGGGAGAGCUUUGCUGGGUUGCAGGCACGAUAUACAUGGAUAUGCCAUUGAAGCCUAAUAUUUUGGAUGAUCUUACAAAAGAGAACUAUACAUUAGCACCACCUCCUCGACCGACUUACCAAGACCCCGCCAAUCCUGAUUCGACACAGAUAAUGUUGGAGGACGAGUCCGGUCGUUUGCGCUUAACAGGAAGCAUGCUCCGGAACGCGCAAUUAUGCACAGGAGCUAUCAUUGCAGUUUUGGGAACCGAAAAUUCAAACGGGGACUUCGAGGUUAUCGAUAUUAAAGUUCCCGAUUUGCCGCAACAGCCUCGUCGAUGGGAAAGCGAGGGAGGGGACGCACCACAGAAGGGACCAAGCAAGGGUAAGAUUGCCUUUGUGAGUGGGCUAGGAAUCACGGGAACAUCGAGCGAUACUCUUGCUUUGGAGCUUCUGACGGACUAUCUCCUUGGUUACACCGGAACAGCAUCCGCCGAAGGUGUGCCACCGAAUGCUUCUGCGAUUACAAGGUUAAUUAUUGCGGGAAACUCUGUGGGGGCCAGGAUGACUGUGGACACCGAUAGUUCGACGAAGAAAAAGUCUGGUCCAAAGAAGUACGGAUAUGAUGCUUCUGCGUAUAAUGCAUCUCCUAUAACACGACUUGAUGCUUUUCUGGCAGAAAUCCUGCCUAGUGUACCCGUCACCCUUAUGCCUGGUGAAUCGGACCCCGCGAACUUCUCCCUCCCUCAACAGGGAAUUCACCGCGCUAUGUUUCCGCAGGCCAGGGCAUACUGUGCCCCGCCUUCUUCUGGUGAAGAGAAGCAGGAGCCCGGUUGGUUUGAUAGUGUUACGAACCCGUGGGAGGGUGAUGUCGAGGGGUGGCGCCUAUGGGGCUGUAGCGGUCAGAAUGUGGAUGAUGUCCUGCGGUACCUGAACUUCGCGGACGGGGAAGGAAAUGUUGGUGACGGUGCUGGAGAUGCCGAGGCAAGGAUGAAGAUCAUGGAGGCCAUGCUGCGCUGGAGAUGUGGAGUUCCCACCGCACCAGAUACGUUAUGGUCAUACCCAUUCCAAACAGACGAUCCAUUCGUUAUGCAGACCUGCCCCCAUAUUUUCUUUGCUGGAAAUCAGCCACAGUUCAAGACAGCCACGAUCGAGAGCGAUUUGCCUUUGAAGCUGAACGGAGCUGACACGGAGAUGACAGGUACGGAUGAUGAUGACACAUCUGGGCCUCGUGUGCGUCUUCUCUCUAUACCCAAGUUCAAGGAAACUGGGGAACUAGUUUUGGUCGAUACCGAGACACUGGAGGUGGAAGUGGUCAAGUUCAGCACAUUUGCCGGACAACAAGAAAAACAAUGAACAGCUGAUACCAAUAAGAUAGAUUAAUGAG
Aspergillus sclerotioniger CBS 115572 is the source of this 1742-nucleotide messenger RNA. Its product is annotated as DNA-directed DNA polymerase delta subunit POL31. Gene Ontology annotation, molecular function: DNA binding. The transcript is spliced from 5 exons. Bases 101 to 1711 code for a protein of 536 amino acids. Gene Ontology annotation, biological process: DNA replication; DNA strand elongation involved in DNA replication. NCBI's taxonomy places the organism in Eukaryota, Fungi, Ascomycota, Eurotiomycetes, Eurotiales, Aspergillaceae. The record is from RefSeq and is a predicted model, not a curated record. Gene Ontology annotation, cellular component: delta DNA polymerase complex.